Molecule: messenger RNA, 2485 nt
Organism: Exaiptasia diaphana
Lineage: Eukaryota; Metazoa; Cnidaria; Anthozoa; Actiniaria; Aiptasiidae
Exons: 1
Coding region: 192-1802 (536 amino acids)
Source: RefSeq, a predicted model, not a curated record
AACGAGCAACUCCGUAUUUAUCAUCCUGUGAAGUUAUUAAUAGUUGAGAUGUACGCUGAUGAUUGUAGUAGUUAACCUAUCAAGGUAUUGGUGGCAAGGGGAAUACCCAGCAGAUGUAACCUGGAUGUAACGACGUCAUCGCGUUACUCUAUUUAUGAAGUUGCAGGAAGAGUGUUUCGCACUUCUGCACGAUGGCGAGCAACAUCCCUGGCCUCUUAAACCCAGUUUAUGAUGUCUCUCGGGCAUUUGAAGUGAAAGAAGGUGAGACUGAUAGCGUACAAGAAGGCCAUGAACAAAACGAAGGAAACUCCAUGGAAGAGAAGGAGGAAGUAAAAGAUACUUGCUCUCUGUUAGACUUUAUUGUCGUUUCUGUUAAAGAAGAAAAUGACAAUGACUCCCUCUUUGAAGAGAAAGAUGCCAUAGUMAUAGAUGAUGAUCGAAAGCCGUGCAAAGGGGAUGCUAUAAUAGACUUGAAUAUCGACACGAAAGCCUUAUUCUUCGUCAGCUUCUUCCUVUUGGCGACACUGCAAAGGAUUCCUCGCCAUUACCCAGACAAGCUUAAGACUGUUCUUAUCAUUGGUCAGUUUUUUGUUAUGCUCGGCAUGUGCAUCGCAAUARYAUAUGAUAUGGGAGCCUUUCACGCAACGAGAACAUUGACUGACAGCCAGUGGGACAAUUUCGUGACGUCGGUUAAGAAUGUGAUCCUCAAUGCUAAAUAUCCCCUUCUUUACUUAGUAGGGAUAUUUUACUUUAGGUCCAGACACCUGGAGAACAUGCUUUCCAAUGUCAGGCUUACAAAGAGGUACUGGAAAUAUGGACGCAAGAUGCUUAUCAUCAUGGUUCUAAUGGUGUUUCUAUUUACUGUGAUGGUACCCGCGAUUUUUAGAACCGCACAGAUGUCGCUGACAAACAGGGAAAACACUAAAAGAACGCCUUACAGCAUCAAAGCCAUCGUAAUAAGCUGUGYUAUUUCAUUGGUAGUAAGACCUAUGUCUCUAUCGAUUGUCUUCGCGUUCAUUUUGACUGUGUACCUGAUAUACUGUCAAGUGSGWUUAUUCAARGAGCAGAUCCAGAAAUGGCCUCGCGAGUGCAUGGGGUUYGCAAGGGAUUCUUACAUCAACGUUUGUAAAAUGGUGAGGAACGCAGAGAGGUCUUUCCAACCCUUCCUGCUGGUGCACUUCAUCAUCCUUUUGGUGUUGCUUAUUCCCCUGACAAUAUCGUGCGUCGAACAGUUUGAAGCUCAAGGAAGCUACACUAAUACUUUCACCAAGGGYGACAGCAUACCACUAGGAACAACCGCUUUACCAGCCAAAACUGAAAUGGCCUUUGCACAAAACACUUCUGCCUCUCUUCUCCAGUUUGGCCGCCAUCAGUACCUAUCUAGAAACCUAACUAAGGAUUCCUGGAUGGACAAAUUCAAUAAAAAUGCCAAACAUUAUUCAGAAAAGCACACGAAUACGGAGGGGAUUAUCAGAGUUGCCAUGAUGAUACUUACGGAUAUCCUUGAGACAGUCUUGCUGUACGGUCUUCCUGUGGUCUUGAUUGGAAAAGUUGACAAGUGUAUGCGGCAAAUACGCGAURCUAUCCGCAUGCUAAAGUUUGGACAACAAAAAGAACAGUCCUACAUGUUUCAAAACAUGGACGACAUCAACGAAUGGGAAUCUAUAAUAAGCGAUGCUCGUGGCAUCCAGCUCAUGGGCUUCAAUUUAGCGUCAUUUAAGGCUGCCCUGUUGAUGCUUCUAUUUCCGUUUGUGACUACAGUGUUCCGUUUUAUGUUAAGGCAUGUAAACAUAAGCCCUUGAAAUUUGUGUAGCACAAGGUACAGUAAGACGUUGUUUUAAGGAGGCUGUGCGAAGGACGAUUUGUUAGGGGGAGGCAGAAGUACGAAGGACAAUUUGUUGUGGAAGACAGGGGUGUGCGAAAGAGGAUUUGUAAAGGGGGAGGCAGAAGUACGAAGGACGAUUUGUUAGGGGGAGGUAGGCUCGACUGUAGGAAUAGUGUAAAUAGUAAAAGCAUUUUAGUUCAAUAGUUGUAAAUUGGCAAUGCAUGUUGAUAUAUGAAUAGAUCCUACUCUGUACAAUAACUAUUGUAAAUUUUCUCGAUUUCGUGGUAAACAAAAUUACAUACCACUGUCUAAUUUUAUAAUAUUUUAUAAAAUUUUUAUAUUUUAUAACAUUUUUUUUUGUGGAAAAAAAUACAACCCUGGUAAAUAAGGAGACUGACCACGAGAAAUCUUCAUAAAUUUGUUAAAUAACUAGUUCUUAAUUUAAUUGUUCUUUUCUUGUAAAUUUAUGGUAAUGAGAUAUGUACAUAUUUACAUAUACAUAAUCAAUGUAAAUAAGCUUAAAUAGAUGUAAGAAUUUGAACGACUGUUUUUGAAAUGCUUUCUAGAAGAUGGUUAAGUCAUGUAAAUAAUCAAUUCCUUAAUGUACAUCAAGCAUGUCAAGGUCUGUUUACUAAUAAAUAAAUAGAGCGUCGAAAUGUA